This is a messenger RNA of Anopheles bellator, 262 nucleotides long. RefSeq names its product dynein axonemal heavy chain 7-like. Gene Ontology annotation, molecular function: dynein intermediate chain binding; dynein light intermediate chain binding; minus-end-directed microtubule motor activity. The record is from RefSeq and is a predicted model, not a curated record. Lineage: Eukaryota; Metazoa; Arthropoda; Insecta; Diptera; Culicidae. Gene Ontology annotation, biological process: microtubule-based movement. The transcript has 2 exons. The annotation marks the transcript as partial. Gene Ontology annotation, cellular component: dynein complex.
GUCAAGGAGGAGGGCUUCCUGGAGGACAUAAACAAUCUGCUCAACUCGGGUGAAAUUCCCAACCUCUUCACCAACGAACGAAUGCGCCAGAUGGACCGGCAGAAGGAGAAAAGUCAGCAAACCGACGGCAGCAUCGUGGCGCUCUUCAAUCUGUUCGUCACGAUCAUCCGCGAUCAACUCCACAUCGUGUUGUCCAUGUCACCGAUUGGCAGCGCUUUUCGUAACCGUGUCCGUAAUGCACCGAUGUAACCGAUGCAGGAGC